GGUAACAAUGACUCGUAUUGCUAUCCUCGGCGUGCUGGUCCUAGCUGCAGUAUGUUCUGUGCACGGAGCACCGAAGAAGGUUGGCUAUGGACCUUUACUGCGGGAGGUGCGUCAAGCAUUAUUCCAGAAACGUGGUGAACUGAGAUCAGAAUCCCAUUAUUAUUGUUGGGAGGUACUCGAACAGAAGCGUGAGAGUAUCUGUUACGUGCCACCACCUGCAACCAAUCCACCACAGCCAACACAUGGCCAUACCCAACCACCUCCAACACAUGCUCCUUGGACUGAUGCUCCCAACACUGAUGCCCCUGCAUCCCAUGCUCCCAACACUGAUGCCCCUGCAUCCCAUGCUCCCAACACUGAUGCCCCUGCAUCCCAUGCUCCCAAAACUGAUGCUCCUGGUACCGCUGCACCCGCACCACCACUCAUCCCAUUCGUCGGGGCUAAGGAAGCGAAAGGUUUCUUGAUCGGAAGAAACAUUCAGGAUCUGCAUGAGGAAUGUUGCUGGGAGGGAUGUGACAAUGAAGAAAUUGAGGAAUCUUGUUAGAAGCAGACUUGUAACGAGUCUACUACUCAAUGAGGAGUAGUCUUAUAACCAGUCUACUACUCAAAUGAGGAGUAAAUUGUAACCAGUCUAUUACUCAAAUGGGGAGUAGAUUUGUAAUGAACGAAUAGUCGAAUGAGGAGCGCAUUUGUAACGAGUCUUUACCGCAAGCGAGGAGUGGACUUGUAACCAGUCUACUACUCAAAUGAGGAGGAGAUUUGUAACCAGUCUUCUACUCAAAUGCUGCCACCUAGCGUUCUAAAGUUUCCCAGUGCUACUUCAAUUAACUAUAAAUACUGGACCAUAAUAAUUCAUCCACUAUUGAUGUAUUAGACUACGGUAAUAAAAGAAAUGACGACCUAAAUACAAAAGGAUUAUAACUUUUAGAUGUU
Messenger RNA from Asterias rubens (European starfish), 933 nucleotides. Its product is annotated as metacaspase-2-like. The transcript is spliced from 4 exons. Lineage: Eukaryota; Metazoa; Echinodermata; Asteroidea; Forcipulatida; Asteriidae. The record is from RefSeq and is a predicted model, not a curated record. Bases 8 to 544 code for a protein of 178 amino acids.